This is a messenger RNA of Corticium candelabrum, 1381 nucleotides long. RefSeq lists its product as uncharacterized. NCBI's taxonomy places the organism in Eukaryota, Metazoa, Porifera, Homoscleromorpha, Homosclerophorida, Plakinidae. The transcript has 2 exons. Bases 1 to 1275 code for a protein of 424 amino acids. The record is from RefSeq and is a predicted model, not a curated record.
AUGAUGUUGAAGACUCAGCCUUUUGGUUACACUUUUAGUGGUUCAUCUCACAAGAUCAAUGCUCUUCUGUUCGCUGAUGACGUUACCCUAGUAUCAAAGUUGCCUUCUGGUUUACAGCGUUUGUGUAAUAUUGUGUCUGACUGGUGCCAGUGGUCCCAACUGACCAUUAAAAUGUCCAAAUGCAGCUGUUUAGGUCUGAGUUUUAAACCCAAAUUCCAUCUUCGUGAUCCUUCGGUUUCAAUUUCUAAUGAGUCUGUUCUCUUUCUUGGUUCUGAGUCUUUCAUUUUCCUUGGAAUGCCAAUCAAUGGAAACUUGUCUGAUGAUAAUUUCAAAUCUUCUCUAAUAAGCAAGGCAAAGACUUUGAUGCAGAAAUUGGAUAAUUGCCCUGUUAGUUGCCGUCAAGCAUAUAAUAAAUCGUAUAGCAACAGAUUCUCUGCUUUUAGAGAAGAAGCAAAGUCACUACCUGAAACACCAGGUGCUUCAGCAGCAAAAUUGAGUGACAUCACCAAAUCAAGACUAAAGGAGGAACACCAAGAACAACUUCUUGCAAGAACUAAGAAUCUACAUGUUCAGGGCUCCAUCUUUCGUCUAGAAAACUGUUCAUCUGACGUCUGGGCAAAUGUUGUCUCUUGUCUUCCCGGUCAUCAACUUUCUUUUGUUCUCAAUGCCAUUUCUGAUACCCUCCCUUCAAAUACUAAUCUUGUCUUAUGGAGUAAACGUUCUUGUGAUAAAUGUCUUCUAUGCCAUCAACGUCAAACCCUUUUUCGCGUUCUCAAUAAUUGCUCAGUCCUCUUAAAAUGUCGUCAUUACAAUCAACGUCACGACUCUGUUCUCAGUCUUCUCUAUAAUGCGGCUAUUAACCAUCUACCACAUCAAUUCAACAUCUUUGCUGAUUUAAAAGACUGUGAAGUAAAAUUUCCAUCUGACAUCAUUCCUACUGCACAAAGGCCUGACAUGUUGAUUUGGAAUAAUCAUAAGCUCAAAUUUUAUGUCAUAGAACUAACAAUCCCUUUCGAAACAAACUUUUUUGAUGCAAAUAAAAGAAAAUCAGAACGGUAUACAGACUUCAUGAUGACCAUCAAAUCAAAAGGCUUCACAUGUAACCAACUAAAUAUUCAAAUAGGAUCUAGAGGCUUUAUUGAUACUCCAAGUCUUCUCCCCUUCCUUGAUGUCAUCUCUAUUCCUCCUCACAAUCAACGUCAACUAUUAUCAUCAAUCGUAAAAGUGACAAUUGAAGAAUCUCUUAAAAUAUGGUUAGCCAGAAACAAUAUCUAGUUCUGUUUAUCCUAGUUUAGUUAUUUUAGUUGUACAUUACUUGUGAGAGCUUUUACUAUUACUUUACUGGCACCGCAUUAUUGUUAAGUGUGAUGGCCAUGUGGUA